AUGCCUUCACGAUGCGAGUUGUUCGCUUUGUCUACCUUACUUCUUCAGGCAAUCGCUCAUCCUGCACCUGCUGUACCCGAAUCUUUUGAUGAUCUCAGCCAAAAUGGCAAUCUUGAGGUGCUUUUCAGCCAGGCCUUUGCCUACAAGCCUAGUCAUGUUGCCCAUCAAUCCAGUGUUCAGUAUGGAGGUGGUGGUCCCGACAACCAUUGUGGGGAGGCGGCCACGAAGGAGGUGGCCAUGAAGGAGGUGGAGGCGGAUCAGGAUGUCCUGGACCGACAGUUACGCCCUUCUGCACCUAUAACUACUGUGACUAUCACUACCGAUGACAGUGGCAAGGGCACUGGAACCGUCACCGUCACCGUCACCGAUACCGACACAGUCACUGACACAAUCAGCCAAUGCACUGCGACAAUCACCACUGGCGAUGCUGCAGCCGGUACCGUGACUGAAACCGAAACAGAGACAGAUACUCUCAUUUCAAGCAUCACCGCAUGUACUGCCACAACAACCGACUACACAACCGUCACAACCGAUGGUCCAACAAUCACCCAAACAGUAACAACCCCCGGUCCAACCGAGACCAAAACCACGACAGUCACCCAAGCCGCAGAGACCGUCACUCUCCCCGGAUCCACCGAGACCAAGACCGAGACCAAGACGGACACAAAAACAACCACCAAAACAAGCACCGUGACCAACAACCAAAUCGUCACCUCAGUCUCAACCAAAACCCAAACGAAGACCCUCGAAGUCACAAAGACUGUCACAUCUGAUGACUGCGGCGAGACCGGCGGCGGCACCGACGGCGGCGGUCUUGACUACGGCACCUGCUCGGAUCCUACUAUCAAGUGGGAGUACGGAUUGGAUGGCCGCACGGAGUAUUCUUAUACCACCAACAACCAGAAGGAUUUCACUUUCGGAUCAUCGCCUACCAUCGGUGCUCCCGAGGAUUUGGUCUGCAAUCGUCUAAGGACUCCUUGUAAUGCGCCCCAGGCGACCAUUGACAGGUGCUACGAGGCGGAGGAUGCUACUGCCAACUUGUCCGGACAGGAAGCUGCGGAUGUUUGGAAUGCGAUGAUGACUUAG
Penicillium cosmopolitanum is the source of this 1086-nucleotide messenger RNA. RefSeq lists its product as uncharacterized. NCBI's taxonomy places the organism in Eukaryota, Fungi, Ascomycota, Eurotiomycetes, Eurotiales, Aspergillaceae. The coding region runs from base 1 to 1086 and encodes 361 amino acids. The record is from RefSeq and is a predicted model, not a curated record. The transcript is spliced from 2 exons.